CUUGUUUCGCGAAUGAAACUUUAUCCGCGACUUUUCCGCCGUUGCAUUCCAAUUUAAUGCAAUCGUUCAGAUGUUAAUUAGGGGCUGCUCGCCAUGUUUUACGAUCGGCUUAAAUCGAGGAUACGUACGUACGCUUCCGUGGAAACGGAGCGCGGGGGCCCGCUUCGCAAGUCGCGGAUUUAUAUUUGCACUUCACGCGUUUUUCAGGACCACCGUGCACCGCGGCAGUUUCAAUUAGUUCCGUCGAUAGUUAGUAGCGCGCUCGAAAGGCCGGCCCCCGUGUGCCGCGGAUACGAAGAAACUCGCGUGAACGGGUGAAAUCGCGAGGCUGGCGCGUAAUUUCGCGAAAAAAAUUUCAGUUAUGGUCGGACGCCUGUAGCGCGCGUCCGUCUUGCUCGAUGAUGAUUGGAAUAAUCGAUACUCGCGCACCGCUGAAAGUGGAAACGAAAGAAUCUCCGUGGGACGUGGAGCUGCACUUGGCCGCAGCCCGCGGCGACGCUAAACGUCUGCGGGUCCUCCUGGACUCGGGACGGGUCCACGUCGACUGCAAGGACAAGGAUGGAACGACUCCUUUGAUACUGGCCGCCGCCGGAGGGCACAUCGAGGCUGUCACCGAAUUGCUGCAACAAGGGGCGGAUCCUAAUGCCAGAAGGCUGACCGGCACCACGGCGCUGUUCUUCGCCGCCCAGGGUGGCUACAUGGACAUCGCCGGACUUUUAUUGGAGCACGGCGCCGCGGUGGACUCGUGCAGCAUAGACGGCGGCACCCCACUUUUCGUCGCGUGCCAGUGCGGUCACCUGGACGUGGUGGAGGGUCUGAUCGAAAGAGGCGCCAAUCCGAACGCUCACAUGAAGGAUGGAGCUACGGCCCUCUUCAUCGCAGCCCAGAACGGCCACGUGCGUAUCCUAGAGGUUCUUCUGGAGCACGGGGCGAAGACGGACGCCGCUCGAACCGAUGGUGCCACGCCUUUAUGGAUAGGAGCGCAAAUGGGGCACGAUCACGUCGUGAGAAGGCUUCUGAAAGCUGGCGCGAAGGUCGAUGCCACCAGACACGAUGGAGCAACCCCGCUGUUUAAGGCGGCUCAUAAGGGACACACUGCCGUGGUCGGGGAACUCCUCAAGUACCGUCCGUCCCUCGGGAUUCUUCCAAACGGUGAAAGCGCGCUUCACGCAGCAGCCUUAACAGGACAAAUGACAGUGGCGAGGCAACUCGUGGGAGCAGGCGCGGACCCUCUGCUUGUCAACCAGGAGGGUGUCACACCUCUUCAGUUGGCAGUUAGGCACUCGCAGACUCAAGUCGCGAAUUAUCUGAAGGAUAAAGUUAGGACACGAACCGGGACGUCUUAGCAAUUCGGUUAUCCGUCCAGUAACGUAGAAGUUAAUGCAGAAAAGUAACAGUGGAGAAUGUAUAGGCCAGCGGAGGAGAGAUCAGUAUUUCUAAAGAGAAUGUAAUAUAUAUAUGUAUAUAUAUAUUUGCAUAUAUAUAUAUGUUACAUGUUGAAUGUACUAAAUUCAAUGAUUUAUAAAUAGAAUGAAACAAGUGCAAUCUUAUUAUAUUUCGUAACGUUACAGAAUUGAAGCGUAAAUGAGACGUUGGUCUUUCUAUCACACUGCACGGAAGUGUGGUCAGAUGCUCUAUCUUUGUCUUAACUUUUAGCUGGUUUAGUAGCAUUACAGUGACCUGGUUUGUCACUUGCAUCCUCGGCAGAACUUUUAAAACCUCGUUCACGAUAUAAAAUAUUUCUAUUAACUUGACAGUAGGGCCACGGUAACGUUAUGUUAUAUUAUUCCUGUUAUACCAGCUGAGAGUUAAUACUGUUAGCUACUUAUUCGGUGUAUAUACAGUUAGAAAUAUACAAAAUACCAUUCUGUAGUGUAAAAUAUAUCCUAAACGUAUUCUCUUGUUGUAUAUAUUCUUACAUGAACUUUGGAAAUAUUAACUCUUUCGAUGUACCGUGUUACGCACCGGGAUCAUUUUUACAGUAGAAUUUAUAUAUACAUAUAUACAUGUAUAUAUAUAUAUAUAUAUAUUGAAUAUCUACAUAUACAUAUAUUUUAUUAGCAACAAACCGGUUGUUACAGAAAGAUCCUAAACGUACGUGGAUUUUACGCAAUUGUUUCUGUUCUAAUUAAGAAUUAUAUAAGACUGAUUGAUUUGCCUUGGGGUAUACAAAAUUGACGAAUUUUAUAGUUGAACGUCUAUUUCUUCCUGUUGAUUUAUAUAUAUAAUAGUAUAUGUUAUUGUUAACGCACAUGUGAAAUGUAAAGAAAUAACCGUAAGCAAGUGUUUAGUUCUUAAACCGUAAUGUAUAAGAUAUUUAAUCGUUUUAUUUGAAUGUAACAUUAAUGAGAUAUUUUAUAACUGUUUGUUUGGUGUUAAUUUACGAUGUGUAUAAUAAAUAUCUUUACUGUUUUCCCAAAA
Megalopta genalis is the source of this 2421-nucleotide messenger RNA. RefSeq lists its product as uncharacterized. Lineage: Eukaryota; Metazoa; Arthropoda; Insecta; Hymenoptera; Halictidae. Gene Ontology annotation, molecular function: protein binding. The record is from RefSeq and is a predicted model, not a curated record.